UCCACACACAAUUUUCCAAACGGAUGAGAACAGAUUUCUAAUUCCCUUAUAAACACUCCUCAGUCACACUUAAUUAUCUACUCUAGCUUCUCUUCAGUGAAUUGCCUGGUAGCGUGCAUGGCUGUGUUACGAAUAGUUGUCAUAUUAGUUUUCGCCAUCGUUUCUUUAAAUUCAAAAUGCAGCUUUUCUUCUUAUGAAAGGCCUCCUCCACGAACUUCUGUCUUCGUGUCACGAGACCAUAGCCUUGAUUCCACCUCCCCAGAACAGGUACACAUUUCUUUGGUUGAGAGUGAUAAAAUGAGAAUAUCAUGGAUUACAGAAGAUCCUAUACAACCAAUUGUAACAUAUGCCACUUCUCCCGGAUUAAGCAAUGCACAUUCAGCAACCGGGACUUCAUCUUCUUACAAAUUCAUAUCCUACAGCUCUGGCAACAUUCAUAAUGUUGUCAUUGGCCCAUUAAACGCCAACACAACAUACUACUACCUUUGUGGCCCAUCGAACUCCACCGUGUUUAGCUUCAAAACGCCUCCAUCUGAUUUUCCAAUCAAAUUUGGAGUUUCAGGUGAUCUUGGACAAACAGGAUGGACUCAAACAACACUUGAACACAUAUCAAAAUCAAACUAUGAUGUGUUCCUUCUACCAGGGGACUUAGCAUAUGCAGAUUAUGAUCAGCCAUUAUGGGAUUCUUUUGGUCGACUAGUGCAGCCACUAGCUAGCCAAAGACCAUGGAUGGUCACACAAGGGAAUCACGAAGUGGAGGAGCUUUCAGCAAACCAGACCUUCAUAUCAUACAAUGCGAGAUGGCGAAUGCCUUAUGACGAAAGUGCCUCUACCUCUAAUCUCUACUAUUCCUUUCAAGUUGCAGGUGUUCAUAUCAUAAUGUUAGGUUCGUAUACUGAUUUCAGUGUGGGAUCAGAACAAUACAAUUGGCUUAAAUCUGAUUUGAGUAAAGUUGACAAGAGCAUAACACCUUGGAUUGUUGCGGUCAUUCAUGCACCAUGGUACAAUUCUAAUUUUGCUCAUAGAGGCGAGGCUGCAUCCGUGGACAUGAAGGCUGCAAUGGAAGAUUUGCUUUACGGAGCUAAUGUUGACAUUGUGUUUGCAGGACAUGUACAUGCCUACGAGCGCUUUACCCAAGUUUACAUGGAUGAAGCAGACAAGUGCGGACCAGUGCAUAUAACCAUUGGAGACGGUGGAAACCACGAAGGCCUCGCUACCAAGUUUAUUGAUCCACAACCGACUGAGUCAUUAUUCAGAGAGGCUAGUUUCGGGCACGGGACACUGGAGGUGGUGAAUGCAAGUCAUGCACUGUGGACGUGGCAUCGAAAUGAUGACGAUGAAGCUGUUGUAGCUGAUCAACUCUGGUUACAGAGCCUUGUGUCUCAUUCUGCAGAGUGUCAGGCUUAAACUAAAUAUAUAAUUUGAUCAUUUCGAGCUUGAAAAUGUGAAUCUCAAGCAAAUCCAUAGUGUGGACUCUGUUUAUCUUGAGCUUAAUAAAUGUAAAACCACACAAUUCAAACGAAUGUGCUAGCUCAACAUUAUUAGUAGCUAAUACCCACUGCUCUUUAUCUUGUGUGGCCAAAUUGGAGGAAUUUUACUUGCAA
This is a messenger RNA of Daucus carota subsp. sativus, 1604 nucleotides long. RefSeq names its product probable purple acid phosphatase 20. NCBI's taxonomy places the organism in Eukaryota, Viridiplantae, Streptophyta, Magnoliopsida, Apiales, Apiaceae. Bases 118 to 1407 code for a protein of 429 amino acids. Gene Ontology annotation, molecular function: acid phosphatase activity; metal ion binding. The record is from RefSeq and is a predicted model, not a curated record. The transcript is spliced from 5 exons.